GGGUGGGUGCUGCUAGUGGUGGGGCAGGGAUAGAUGAUAUUCUUUACAGAGUUUUUUUCCACCCCCCCUUCUUUUUCUACUUCUUCGAUUCUGCUCCCUCCUCCAUUCACCCUCCUCCUCCUCUCUAAACGUGCUUGGGGGGUGGGGUCGUAGUGGUGGGGUCGUAGUGGUGGUGGUGCUAGUUAUUUAUUUAUUAUGUACCCUCCUCGAGGGGCUCUCCCCCCCCACUAUCCUCCCGCCUUUGUUGCCCAUUGUGUGCCCGGUGAGGCGCUUAUAUACCGUGGGGCGUGCGGCAGUCGCGUGCACCACUGCGCGAAGAGAGACGGAAGAGCUGGCGACGCGCGCGACCCUCGCACUCCCAGUCUCGUGCCCCCGGCUUCAUCCCGAGCACGCGCCGCGCACGUGACGCCCUCGACUCACGCGACGCGCACGCCACGAGCCCAGCACGCCGGCCAAGCAGCAGCAAGCAGCAGCAGCAAGCAGAUAUCGGCCCCAGCUUAGCAGCAGCGAGAAUGAUGUCUCCAUUUCCUGGCGACGGACCCACCCAUCCGGAGAGCAGCAGCAGCAGCAGCAGCGGCGGCGGCGGCACCAGCAGCGGCAUCGCCAUUCCAUCGCCGAUGGAAGAAGACACCCCGGCACUGUCUCCUCGCUUUCCUUGCAGCUCCUCCUCCCCAUCAUCAUCAUCGCCGACAUUAUCGUCAUCCGCAUCACCGUCGUCGUCGCCGUCAUCGUCAUCAUCCUGCGAAGAAGAGAAACCUCAGAUGCCCGAGCAGCAGCAGCAGCAGCAGCGACGGCGGAAGGCGAGAUCCCGGGGCUCCGGCCGCACCGGCGGCGGCGGCGGCGGCGAGCCGCUGGUGCGCGUCAAGCAGAACAGGCGGAUGAAAGCGAACGACCGCGAACGCAACCGCAUGCACAACCUCAACGACGCGCUCGACGCUCUGCGCGGGGUGCUGCCCACCCUGCCGGACGACGCUCGGCUCACCAAGAUAGAGACGCUGCGCUUCGCCUACAACUACAUCUGGGUGCUCACCGAGACGCUGCAGAUCGCCGACCAGAGCCUGCUGAGCAGCGCCGGCGUGUGCCGCCCGUCGCAGCAGCAGAUCGUGCGAGCCGCCUGGGCAGCCAGCGGCGGGGACAGCUUGUCUCCCGCAUCCUCGUCCUCCUCGUCGUCGCUGUCAUCCAUCGCUUCCUCGAGCUCCCCCGCGUCGAGACCCUGCAGUUCCCCAGACUCUGACUUCGAGUCGCUGUGCAGUCCGCUGCCGGCGGACGUCAAGUGCGAGAAUCUGCUGCUGAGGUCGUCCUUCCCCAACGGGACGGAGUUUCUGCACAACGCUUCGUUUGUCGACUUCAUCUGACCGCGCGGACUUCUUGCGUCGCAUCGUUUAGUUUCAAAAUUCGUUUUUGCCGUUGUUGUUUGGUAAAGGUGAUCCCCCGAGUGGUAGGUGAGCAUCCAUAAUAGAGGGGUUUUUUUUGUUGGGUUAGAUCGCGUAAAUGUAUAAAUGUGUCGUUAAACCCACCACCACCCGACACAGCCAACUAGUAAGGGUUGUCACGUAAACAG
Molecule: messenger RNA, 1561 nt
Organism: Petromyzon marinus (sea lamprey)
Lineage: Eukaryota; Metazoa; Chordata; Hyperoartia; Petromyzontiformes; Petromyzontidae
Gene: NEUROG2
Product: neurogenin 2
Biological process (GO): axon development; sensory organ development; positive regulation of transcription by RNA polymerase II
Cellular component (GO): nucleus
Molecular function (GO): protein dimerization activity; E-box binding; DNA-binding transcription factor activity, RNA polymerase II-specific
Source: RefSeq, a predicted model, not a curated record